AUGCAUCGCUAUUUUCAACCAGCUGCUGGACAUGGACAUGGUGGACAUGUUCCCGGUGGAGUUCCUGGUGGAGUUGCUGGCGGAGUUGCUGGUGGAGUUGCCGGCGGAGUUGCUGGUGGAGUUGCCGGUGGAGUUGCCGGCGGAGUUGCCGGCGGAGUUGCUGGUGGAGUUGCUGGUGGAGUUGCUGGCGGAGUUGCCGGUGGAGUUGCUGGCGGAGUUGCUGGUGGAGUUGCUGGCGGAGUUGCUGGGGGAGUUGCCGAUGGAGUUGCUGGCGGAGUUGCCGGUGGAGGUGCCGGUGUAGGUGCUGGUGUAGGUGGUACUGGUCCUUGUUGCAAAAAACAAUUAUAA
Molecule: messenger RNA, 348 nt
Organism: Clunio marinus
Lineage: Eukaryota; Metazoa; Arthropoda; Insecta; Diptera; Chironomidae
Source: the annotation of a GenBank genome assembly